CAGAUUCUUCGUUGUUAUUUUCUUCACCUGUGUGUCUACUCACUCUGCUUCUCUUACGAUGACCCUUAAUUCUACCGAUUCAGAACCACCACCAACUCAACCACCCUCUCCUCCACCAGAUUCCACCACCGUUAACGGCACAACCACAUCACAUCAAAAUUCAGAAUCACCAUCUUCAUCAUCACCACCUCAACCACCACCAGAACUCCAAGUGCCAAUAACGUGGCCACAAGACGGUAACCUAAGCAUAGAAUGGAUCCAAAAUCUAACACUCUGCUUCGAUUGGUCUUCCAAAAACCUCCCUCCUUCCGAACUCCCUUCCGUUCUUCCCGUUCAAGUCUUCGAUUCGCUAAUUCUCAUCGCUUCCAAAAUGCUUCAUAAGGAACCUAAUUGUGUCCCUAUUCAACCCUUUCGUUCCGAACCCGAUUCUUCUUCUUCUUCCGCUGCCUCCGUUGUGGUCGUUGGUGAUGUUCAUGGACAAUUGCAUGAUCUCCUUUUCCUUCUCCGAGAUGCUGGGUAUCCCUCGAAAGAUCGAAUUUUUGUAUUCAAUGGUGAUUAUGUUGAUCGAGGAGCUUGGGGGCUCGAAACUUUCUUGCUCUUGUUGGCUUGGAAGGUAUUCAUGCCUGAGAAUAUAUAUUUACUAAGAGGGAAUCAUGAAUCGAAAUAUUGCACUUCUGUUUAUGGUUUUGAGAAAGAAGUAAUGGUAAAGUAUGGUGAUAAAGGUAAACAUGUGUACCGGAAAUGUUUGGGAUGCUUUGAAGGUCUUCCAUUGGCUUCUAUUAUAGCAGGGCGUGCAUACACGGCUCAUGGAGGACUUUUCCGUAGUUCAACUGUGACACCUUCAAAGCGAUUAAAAGGGAAGAAGAAUCGCAAGAUUAAUGUUAAUACUGACAACAAAAAUCUCUCACUUGGUUCCUUGGAAGAAUUGUCUAAGGCUCGACGUUCAGUCCUUGAUCCUCCUUGGGAAGGACAAAACUUGAUUCCUGGUGAUGUUUUGUGGUCUGAUCCUUCAAAAAAACCUGGUCUUGCUCCGAACAAAGAAAGAGGCAUUGGCUUGAUGUGGGGUCCAGAUUGUACUGAAGAAUUUUUGAAGAAGUACCAAUUCAAGUUGAUCAUCAGGUCACAUGAAGGUCCUGAUGCUCGGGAGAAACGGGAUGAUUUCGGAGGAAUGGCUGAAGGAUAUACUAUUGAUCAUGUUGUGGAUUCUGGAAAACUUAUCACCCUGUUUAGUGCUCCAGAUUACCCACAAUUUCAGGCAACAGAGAAAAGGUAUAACAACAAAGGUGCCUAUAUUAUCCUUGAGCCCCCGAAUUUCGACAAUCCUAUAUUUCAUGGAUUCUCGGCUGUGACUCCAAGGCCGAAGGUGCAUCCCUAUUAUGAUUAUGAAGAAGUGAUAGACUCUGAUGAAGAAUUGGACUUAGCCUCCAUGGUAACUGCCUGAGAUUUUUGUAAGAAGUAAAUGUCAUGAAGUUGUGAGAUUUGUAAAAUUUUGUUUUGUUAUUUUUUGGAAAAACAGCUUUGGUAAUUAAAUUGUAGCUAUUUAUUUAUUUUUUGACAAAAAAUUGUAGUCAUUUUUCAUUCACCUGAUUUAUUAAGUGUGAUAUCAAUUUCUUCAAAUUAAA
Messenger RNA from Cicer arietinum (chickpea), 1622 nucleotides. Its product is annotated as serine/threonine-protein phosphatase 7. The record is from RefSeq and is a predicted model, not a curated record. Lineage: Eukaryota; Viridiplantae; Streptophyta; Magnoliopsida; Fabales; Fabaceae. Gene Ontology annotation, molecular function: hydrolase activity.